Molecule: messenger RNA, 3144 nt
Organism: Amborella trichopoda
Lineage: Eukaryota; Viridiplantae; Streptophyta; Magnoliopsida; Amborellales; Amborellaceae
Source: RefSeq, a predicted model, not a curated record
CUCUUUCCAUUCAUCCGGGCUCAGCAUUUACACGUGCAAUAUCCACGCCUUCCCUCAGUGGACUAGAGAUGGUGGAGCUUCGAUUGAUCAUCCGAUGGCGUUGAAAACCUAAUUUGCUUAAACUGCUCCAUCCACAGAACUUCACUUUCGCAGAAAUCCUACUGAAAUUGCCGCCAUGGCUGUGAAAGCGUAAUUUAGCACUAUCUAUGUCUCCAACUGUUCCUUGGUAGCUGAGGUUUGAGGAAACAAACCUUAUUUUGGCAAAAAUCCUAACGUUGAGAAGCCCUGAUUUAUGCAAUUUAAUCUUCUAUCAGCUGGAACAAUGACGAUCAGUGAUUGUGGUUUUCUGAUAUCGGCUAUAUCUCUGGCUAUUUUUUGCUUGCAAUCACAAGUAGCGGCUUUGGACGCCUUUCGAAGAGAUCCAGGGCAUCCCCAGUGGCAUCAUAGUGCCUUUCAUGAUGUUAAGGAAGAUAUUCGAUUUGAUGUUCGUCGCAUGCUUCAUUCAAGAGCACAGGUCCCAUUCCAAGUCCCACUAGACGUUAACAUAGUCCUUAUUGGUUUCAAUGGUGAUGGUGGCUAUAGAUAUUCUCUUGACGCAAACAAAUUGGAAGACUUUAUGAAGAGCAACUUUCCAACACAUAGGCCUGCGUGCCUAGAGACUGGUGAACCAAUUGACAUUGAGCACCAUCUUUUCUAUAAGACUUACCCUGCAGGACAACCAGAAUUAAUCACCCUUGAGAAAGUAAUGAAAGAGGCUAUGGUUCCAGCAGGAGCUGCUAGGGAGAGUGAAUAUGGGAGGGAGGUUCCUCUAUACGAGGUAGAUGCAGCUGUUGUGGAGCCAACAUUUCAGAAAUUAUAUGACUUCAUUUUUGAUACAGACCAUGGUGCAUAUUCUGCAGCUGAAAUGGAUAGGCCUGUACCAACUGCAAUAUUCCUUGUGAACUUUGACAAGGUUAGAAUGGAUCCUAGCAAUAAUGAAACCAACCUCGAGAAUUUUAUGUAUGGCAAAAUCAGUGAGCUCACAAGUGAAGAGUUGAAGAAACAGGAAGGAGGGUACAUUUAUCGCUACCGCUACCAUGGAGGAGGGGCAUCUCAAGUUUGGUUGGGUUCUAGCAGAUUUGUUGUCAUUGAUCUCUCUGCGGGCCCUUGCACGUAUGGAAAAAUAGAAACAGAGGAAGGAAGUGUCAGUUAUAGAACAAUCCCAAGAUUGCGGAAUUUAUUAUUACCAAGAGGCCAUGAUGCCGUGAGUGCUGCUUCUACACAGGAUGCUUUCCUCGGGCAACUUGCAGCUUUGAUUUCAAUUACCAUUGAGCAUGUUAUAGCUCCAGAUGUGAGGUUUGAAACUGUUGAUCUAGCUACUCGGCUGCUUAUACCUAUAAUUGUUCUCCAGAAUCAUAAUCGCUAUAAUAUCCUUGAAGGCGGGCAUAACUAUAGCAUUGAUAUGCUGGCUAUUGAAAGGGAGGUGAAAAAAAUGGUUCAUUCUGGCCAAGAAGUAGUUAUUAUUGGAGGUUCCCAUGCACUUCAUCUCCAUGAAAAGCUAGCAAUUGCUGUUUCUAAAUCAUUGCGUGGUCACUCAAUUCAAGAGACGAAGAACGAUGGUCGCUUCCAUGUCCGCACAAGAACAUAUCUAGAUGGUGCUAUUCUCAAAGAAGAAAUGGAACGUUCAGCUGAUGUACUGGCUGCUGGUUUACUUGAUGUUUCUGAUCCUACACUCUCAAGCAAGUUUUUCCUUCGCCAGCAUUGGAUGGAUGAAACAGAUGAUGGUCAGGACUCCAUAAUUAAACACCGUCCUCUUUGGGCAACUCACAGCCCUACGUAUGCCAAGGAAAAGAAAAUGGCAAGGAAAAAGCAAGGCAAUCUGUAUCGAACCUAUGGGACUAGAGUAAUUCCUGUGUUUGUGCUAUCUUUGGCUGGAAUGGAUGUGGACCUCUUGAUGGAGGAUGAAAGUCUUGUUUGGGCAAGUAAGGAUGUUGUGAUUGUUCUUCAGCAUGAUGGUGAUAAGAUACCUCUCAGCUAUGUCUCAGAAACAGAGAGAAGACACGCUGUUCCCUCUUUAGCACAGCGACACAUUUUGGCUGGACUUGCUUCUACAGUGGGUGGGUUGAGUGCACCUUAUGAAAAGGCCUCACAUGUUCAUGAAAGACCAGUGCUGAAUUGGCUAUGGGCAACAGGGUGUCAUCCAUUUGGGCCAUUUUCUAAUGCCUCCCAGAUUAGUAUUUUGCUUCAGGAUAUUGCUUUGAGGAACACCAUAUAUGCACGUGUAGACACUGCACUUCGCAGAAUACGGGAUACGUCAGAAAUUGUUCAAUCAUUUGCUGCGGAGCAUCUAAAAACUCCACUUGGUGAGCCAAUCAAAGGCGGAAAGAAGAAGUCAAGCACAGAACUAUGGUUAGAGAAGUUUAUCAAGAAGACCACCAACUUACCUGAGCCUUUCCCACAUGAAUUGGUGGAACGUUUGGAGCACUACCUGGAUAGUCUUGAGGAGCAACUUGUGGAUCUAUCAUCAUUAUUAUAUGACCACCGCUUAUUAGACGCGCACCUCAACAGUUCAGAAAUAUUCCAAAGCACUCUAUUUACACAACAAUAUGUGGAGCGCGUUCUAGCAACUGAGAAGCAGAAGAUGAAAUGCUGUAACACUGAGUACAGGGCUCCUGUGCAAUCUUCCCAGGCAUUUAUCUAUGGGGGAAUUUUGAUAGCAGGAUUUGUUGUUUAUUUCCUAGUGAUAUUCUUCUCAUCACCUGAACGUUGACUGCAUCAUUCUUGGCAAGUUCACUUAACCAAGUUGCAUAUACAUUGGAUCAUGUAGAUCAUGGGGACUGGCCAUAUUGUGGAUUAAUCAUAUGGCAAGCAAGGCAUGCAAGUAUGGAUCCAACUAACUGGAAGUCACAAGGGCUUCAACUUUUUAGGUGAUAAUCAAUAUUGAGAUUCAUGUACUUGAUCAUCAAUCCUAGUGUAAUUGUAACCUUGAGAAAUUUUCUUCCUUCACAUACAUUGAAGGAAACGCAGUGCUGCUGAAUAUUUAGUCCAAAAAAUGAGAAUAGUGAUGUAUGGAUAAUCUUUGAAGGACCUCGUGGUUUUGCUGCUUUUGCUUCUAUCCAACCGCCUCGAUCCAAAUAACAAGGGCAAUAAGGAUCCUUAUUUUCA